This is a messenger RNA of Amphimedon queenslandica, 1658 nucleotides long. RefSeq lists its product as uncharacterized. Gene Ontology annotation, molecular function: signaling receptor activity. NCBI's taxonomy places the organism in Eukaryota, Metazoa, Porifera, Demospongiae, Haplosclerida, Niphatidae. The record is from RefSeq and is a predicted model, not a curated record. Bases 54 to 1619 code for a protein of 521 amino acids. The transcript is spliced from 5 exons. Gene Ontology annotation, cellular component: plasma membrane.
AGCUAGAGCUGCAGCCCAUAGACAAAGAGCAAAAGAUUGAGAAAAGAUAGAAUAUGAUGACUCUGACUCUAAUGCUAUGUGUCUUGCUACUGUUUGCCAUUCCAGUUAAUUGUCAGUCUUUUUGUCCUAAUAUUUCAGGACUGACAGGAACAGUUCCAAAUAGCUCAUUCACUGCUAGUGGUGUAAGGGACAACGACCGUUUGCCUCAAGCUGCAAGAAUAAGCAACGACACUAGAUCAUGGUGCUCACAGCAGCUCAAUGACAUAUACUCAUCACCAUGGGUACAAGUGGACCUAGGAGGCGAGUGCUUGGUACAUUCAGUCAGUGUGGGUGGGGAUGAAUUUCUUUUCAAUGAGUUUAUUGUCAAUUACUUUGUUCUUUAUAAGACUGAUAUCAACUCUUCACUACAAUUUAUUAUUGAUCCUCAAACUAACAAUGCCAAGGUUUUUCCAAGACUACGAGACAGUUCAGUCCAAACUAGAGAGCUUCCAAUACCAGUGUUAGCUCGAGUGAUUCGUAUAAUGGCAUUACCUGGUUCAUGGAACAGCGAUCAUGUUUGUUUGAGGUUUGAAGUCAAUGGAUGUGCUGACACUUCCAUACAAGGCACCACCUCCACUUCCUCCCUUUCACCAUCAUCCUCCUCACCAUCCUUUUCAUCUUCUAAUGUUUCACCAUCUCCUACUAUUUCCAGCUCAUCUACUAGUUCCACAACAGAAAGAGGCGCUAUUCAUACAACAUCUUACUGCUCUUGCACAACACCUUACAGCUCUUUUACAUCAUCUUACAGUUCUAUUACAACAUCAUCUUUUGCAAAAACAUCAAGUGUUUCUGAGACAACUAUUAAUUCAUCUCCAAAUUCAAAUAAUGCUUUAACUUCGACUUCAGUUAUUAUCAUAACUAGAUAUACUUUCUCCUCUUCAUCUUCCAGACUCUCCCCAUCAGCGAACAUUACUAGCACCAAUAGUCCAACUGCAGUUAAUGGUACUAAUGAUCUACUUAUGCUGGCUGCUGCAAGUGUUGGAGCAUUUGGUGGUAUAAUUCUAUGUGCUUGUGUCCUACUCUUUGUCUGCUGCCUCUUCUUUCUCUGCUGGAAGAUAAAAAAUAGAAGAAAGAAAAACAAAAAACUUCCAGCAGAGGAACCAAGCAGAUAUGAAAGUCUCAAUAUUGAAUACAGUAGAUUAAGGAGGGAUGGGAGCAGUGCCUCAUCUAACAUUAAUAGCUCACUCACCAUUUCACAAAGGAGCAUGGAGCUGAGCAAUGCCAGUAACAAUUCUGUUACAACUUUUGACGAGAUACCAGAAGUAUAUGACUAUGUGAUGGCUAGUACUAUACAUCCAGUUGUUCCUGAAGAAGAAAUGAAGCAUGAAAGACCUGCACCACCUGCUGAAACAAGAGCUCAACAUAAAGUGCCUACAAGAGUUCCAAUUCAACCCCAAGUACCUGUUAAAAAGCCGAAAGUUCCUCUCAAACCAAAAGGGGCAGGAAAAGUAUUCGUCGAUGCAAAGAUACCACCAGUUGAGGAAGAAUAUGAUGUUCCGAUACAAAGAGCAAAUGAACUGCAGCAUUAUAAAAAUAAUGAAGGAUUGAUAUAUAAUCUAACAUAUGGGGCACAAAUAUAAUUAUUAAGUGUAUGCACAAAUAUUUUUUCAUUAAUAAUA